This is a messenger RNA of Camelina sativa (false flax), 1860 nucleotides long. RefSeq lists its product as uncharacterized. The record is from RefSeq and is a predicted model, not a curated record. Lineage: Eukaryota; Viridiplantae; Streptophyta; Magnoliopsida; Brassicales; Brassicaceae.
UUGAUCUUGUUUCUCUCAUUUUUCUUUUUAGUAUACAAAAAGAUCCCGCAAAAGAAAAGGACCACUGUGAAAAGAACAGACAAAACUUUGUCCGAAAGAAAGGUAAGAAGAAAUUUCCAACAUCGCAAUAAUGGAUCUAAGAAAAUGCCACGAAUGUCAAUCUCCUCUAAAAUAUACAAAAUUCUCAUCGAAAUGUUAUGCGUGCUACGAAGAUCACCAUGACAACAAGCAAGGCUACAAGUGUGAUUGCUGCUCGUUUUGUAUCCACGAGGAAUGCCUCAUCGCUAACCUGCCUUCUCGUCAUAAACACCCUCUCAAGGUCAUAAAUUGUGACUAUUACAAAGAGUUAUGUCGUCUUUGUGAAACCCAAAGGUAUCCUCAGAUACUUUAUCACUGUUCACAGUGUUCUUUUAAUAUAUGUAUCCCUUGUGCGAGAACACCUCUGAUCUUUGACCAAACAAAGGUGCAUGACCAUGCACUUCUCCAAGUAACUAUAAAACUCCCCUUCACUUGUGAUGCAUGUGGGUUGAGUAGUACUGAAUACCCGUCCAUUUGUCUUCAAUGUUGUUUCAUAAUCCAUCGAGCAUGCAUCUUCUUACCACGGGUUAUAUACAUCAACCGCCAUGACCAUCGUAUCUCUCAUGUCUAUUCUCUUGCCAAUGGGAAGUGGAUUUGUGGGGUAUGCUAUGAACAUGUUAAUGGAGACUAUGGAGCAUAUUCUUGCUCAGUUUGCUCUUACGUUGUUCAUUCAAUAUGUGCAACAAAUAAAAAAGUUUGGGAUGGGAGAGAACUUGAAGGCGUACCCGACGAAGAUGAAAAAGAAGAAAGCAAACCGUUUGAAGUGAUUAAUGAAGAGCUAAUAAAACAUUUUAGCCAUGAACACCAUCUUAAGGCUUCAUUAUCUUCCUCAAGACUCGAAGAACCAAGAGAACACUGCGAUGCAUGCACUCUUCCUUUUUAUUCUGAAUUGUGCUACAAAUGUACACAAUGUGAUUUUAUUCUGCAUAAUGAAUGCGCUAAUCUCCCUCUGAAGAAAAGACACGAGAUAAGCACACAAAAACUUACGUUGUGUGCCAAAAGCCAGCAUGGCGCAAACCCUAACAACCUGUUUUUUUGUGUUGCUUGUCUGCGUCAUUGCACCGGUUUCUCAUAUUUUCCUGAAAAAGACCCCACGUUCCUCAGCAUUGAAGGUUUUCAGCGUUUUUACACAGAUUUCUCAUAUUUUACUGAAAACCCAACGUUCUUCAGCAUUGAUGUGCGAUGUGCGUCAAUUUCUGACGCAUUUAAACAUGAAAGUCAUCCCCACUGGUUAUUUUUAUAUUUUAAUUUGUUUUACUCGACGUGUGAAGGUUGUAACUCGGAUUGUCGUUUUUUUCUACGUUGCAAGCAUACAUAUGAUUGUGGUGGCUGCAUUUUAUGCUUCACAUGCGCAACUUUACCCACAUUUGUAAGACACAAGUACGAUGAUCACCCUCUCUCCUUAUGCUAUGGUGAGAAUAAUGUGAAUGUGACAUAUUGUUGCGAGAUAUGCGAAGAGGAAGUAUAUUCAAAGAUUUGGUUUUACAAAUGCAAUGAAUGUGGCUCCACUCUUCAUACUAAAUGUGUAUUUAAAGAUCUAAUACACUCAAGACCAGGAUACAGUUUGGUGAUGGCUAACAAGGGGUCAUUUGAUUUGCUUCCAAACAAUCGUCUCUCUCGGCCGAUUUGCUAUUUAUGCAAGAUUCGUUGUAUGGGUGAUUUUGUUCUCAACAAAAAAGCAGAUUCAAAUAUAUUCAUAUGCUGUUCUUGUGGCUUUAGUUAUGAAUUUUUAUUUGAAAAUUAAUUUAUAGUUUGUAAAUACAUACUUUUAUGUCUCUUGUA